GCGUGUUGGACGUGCCUCGGCUCUCGACAGAAAGCAAAGAACUCGCAUCCGAAACCACAACCGAAACCCGUUUGUUCAUUCAUAAAUUCGCGACCGCGUCCUGAAAGGACAACGACAUCGCCAUCGCGUAGUAGAACGUGUGUGGUGUGUAGUGCAGGUGUUUGUGUGUGUGUGUCUGUGCGGCGGGCUGGCAGGAAAUAGCCAAAGCCAAGUGAUAGGGAAACACACAUAAUAAUUGCAAAGGACAACCAAUUUGGCUGAUGUCCAUUCAGUUGGCGGGGAAGGAGCUAAUGCACUCUCGCCCGGGAUAAAGUUGCUCCGCCAUUAAGGAGGCUUCCUCGGAAGGAACAUAUGCAAAUGUCAGCUUGUUAACGAUAAACGACAAAGUUGAAUGAUUGAGAUUGAAAAUGCAAAUUGCAUUGCCAGGCAACCGCGACUGACUUUCAAGUACUUGCACCACCGCCAGUGGCAACACCGCCCGACAGCUGCAAUCAAGUGUGUUGCCUGCACCACAAAUUAACCCACCGGCAGUGUCGGGUUUCGGGUGCCGAUACAACGAUAAAGCGCCGGAAAUGACACAGUCAAAAUGUAUCGCUGCAAAAAUUGGUUUUGUGCGCGCAGCAACAACAACAACUACGUCGAUGUGGCACUAAAUGAGCCACCGACAGCAACAACUACGCCCAAUACUCGCAACAGCAACAGCAAUAACAACAACAACCGCAGCAGCAGCAAAAGCAAUCAACAAGCAAACGCCACCGCAUCAACUCACAGAGCAGUAACCACUGCGAACCACCCCAACCACCCGAUACACCCCACCCACCCAAACCAUCCGGCAAACGAUGAUUCCUCGCCACAGGCGCAUGUGGUCACCUUUCUGGAGGACGCGGGCGGAGCCAGCGGGAGCAACGGAUCCGUGACCACCAGCCGGCUGGUCACCACCGCCGAGCUGCACCAGGCCCACAUGCUGGAGCACCACUCGAACCUGGACGCCAUCGAGCAGGCCGAUGACUUCAUCUACGGUCCGGGGGCAGGACUCUCAUUGUGCGACGACAGCCUGCCGUCGGCCAAGAACUGCUACCGCCUCGUCAUGCUGGGCUCAUCACGCGCCGGCAAGUCCUCGAUAGUAGCACGUUUCCUGGGCAAUCGGUUCGAGGAGGCCUACACCCCGACCAUCGAGGAGUUCCACCGCAAAUUGUAUCGCAUACGGAAUGAGGUCUUUCAAUUGGAUAUUUUGGAUACUUCUGGCUAUCAUCCGUUUCCCGCAAUGCGUCGUUUGUCAUUUCUAACUGGGGAUCUCUUCAUCCUCGUCUUCAGCAUGGAUUCGCGCGAGUCCUUCGAGGAGGUGGUGCGUCUCCGCGAGAACAUCCUGGAGACAAAGUGGGCGGCCCUAAAUCCAGGCUCCGGCUUUAAAAAGAAGAGUCUUCCCAAGAUACCGAUGAUACUGGCCGGCAAUAAAUGUGAUCGGGAUUUCAAAACUGUGCAGACGGACGAGGUGAUGGGCUACAUAGCCGGCCAGGACAACUGCUGCACCUUCGUGGAGUGCUCGGCCCGGCAGAACUACCGAAUCGACGAUCUCUUCUACGCCCUAUUUAUGGUCUCGAACCUUCCGCUGGAGAUGACCCCUAACCACCACCGCCGUCUGGUGUCCGUCUUUGGGGCACCGUCGCCCCUGCCCCCCCACGGAUCCGUUGUAGGCGGGACCAAGAAGAACGCCCUCUCCAUAAAAAGGCGGUUCAGCGAUGCCUGCGGGGUGGUCACCCCCAACGCCCGCCGGCCCAGCAUCCGCACGGACCUCAACCUGAUGCGGUCCAAGACGAUGGCCCUCAACGAGGGCGAGGGCGUGAGAGCGAGCUCGCGCUGGAACCGCUGCGUCCUGAUGUAGACGCAUCCUUUCAGUCCUUGGGGUCCCUGGCAGUGUGAUAGUAGUGCAGCGGACAGGUCACGGGCCCCGGGUCUCGGGGAAGGAGCAAAAAACUAAUUUUAAACGCAGCGUUUGGGUGAUUUCAAUUUUAUAGUGUAAAUACUCGUUUAGAGGGCCGCGCGACAGGUGCUGAAAGUUGAAAGUAUUAUAAUGAAUUAAUUAUGCAUUUAGCACUUUAUCGCAAACUAUGGACAAAGGCAAUGGCAAUGGCAAUGGCAACG
This is a messenger RNA of Drosophila bipectinata, 2142 nucleotides long. Its product is annotated as GTP-binding protein Rhes. The record is from RefSeq and is a predicted model, not a curated record. NCBI's taxonomy places the organism in Eukaryota, Metazoa, Arthropoda, Insecta, Diptera, Drosophilidae. Gene Ontology annotation, molecular function: G-protein beta-subunit binding; GTP binding; GTPase activity. Gene Ontology annotation, biological process: signal transduction.